This is a messenger RNA of Coffea eugenioides, 784 nucleotides long. RefSeq lists its product as uncharacterized. The transcript has a single exon. The coding region runs from base 110 to 652 and encodes 180 amino acids. The record is from RefSeq and is a predicted model, not a curated record. Lineage: Eukaryota; Viridiplantae; Streptophyta; Magnoliopsida; Gentianales; Rubiaceae.
GGUAGAAAAUGCGGAAUUCUUCCAUUGACACUUGACAGUACCCACCGCCCUCACAACAACUGAUCCGGUCCUCCACUGCCCGCCCCAUCAGAAAAAAAAAGGGAGAAAAAUGUCCGACGCAGGAGUUCCGAAGCUGGCCACAACCAUCCACGUCACGGCGUUAGACGGGAUCGUUAACGUAAAUUCCCUGUUCACACUAGCUGUGUUCAUCGGACUCUCUUGGAACCCGAAGGACCCGGACAACAGACUCAACUCCGAUCCGAACUGCCAAGCCGGUCCCAAAGUCGCCGAGAACCUCGUCGCUUUCCACGUCUACUCUUUCAGCUCUUUUCUCUUCUCCAGCCUGGUCGCACUGGGACUGAAGCAGGCCAUCAGGCUGUCCCGCUCCGCCCAUUAUCGGACCAUAUUCACUUUGGACUUGGCCCACGUGAAUAAAAGUGCUCUGCGGGUCGGGUACUUGGUUUCUGCUGCCGGGUCGGCUUCCGGGUGCCUAUUCUUGAUGCUGGCUUUGAUUAAUGUGGUGCAGAUCAAGCUUGGGACAUUGUCCUGUGGGAGUCCACAUAGCUUGGGAGCUGUGGUCCCGCUUCUUAUUUUUGUGCCAAUUGCUCUUUUGAUUUAUGUGUCCAUUGUCAUCUAUGCUUUUACCCAGUAGAUCAAACUUUGAAUGUUGUGUGACAUUUGGUAAUUUGAUUUGUGGGAUUUCUUAUAGAGUUGUAGCAAAUGAUGAGAUUACUAGCACUCUGUGACUUGAUUUCUUUAGUGGGAUGGCAAUCUUUUUUGUUCC